AUGGAGGUUGGCUAUCCGACAGUAUGCGCCAGCUGCGGGAAGCAGGCAACCAUGCGGUGCGCUGGAUGCACAGGUGCGCCAGACUACGAUCCCGGAGAUUCCAUGACAGUUGUUUACUGCGGCCGAGACUGUCAAAUAAAGCACUGGAACGAUCACAAAAGCCGUUGCCGUGCUAUGAAGCAACGAAAAAUAUUACUGAGAGCAGCCAACAUCCUUCGAGCAGCUUUGUUGACUUAUCGAGAGAUGUUAUAUGACAUCGAUCUCACAAAAAUUGAAGCUAAAGAUGGAAUACUUUAUCUCUACCAAAACCAAAGAGCUGUCACAUCUCGUGUCAAGUGGAGGCCUUUUCCAAAUCAUUUGACCUCCAAUACCCAGCACAGGGAGGCAGCUCUCACUGUCAACCAGUGCACGAUGGCCACCGCGAUAUUAAGCCGUCUUACCAGAAAGCUUCUCACAGGUGUACACUCGAAUAUCGAGGUAUUGGAUGUUCUAAUCGGAAAACCACUACUUCCACCGAAGCUGAUUCCUGGCCCCGACUUAAGUAACUGCCCGCAUACGGUGAUUAAGGUUAGGCUAUCAGCCACGACAGAGUCGUGGGUAAUUGACACAGCAGGGUGUCAGUAUGGAUUUCGAGAGGUUCUGGUUCCAUUCAACAAGUAUAUUGCAGAUAAGGCCUGUCAAGUAAGCGAGCCCACGACAUACAAUUGGACCGAAACGAAAGACUUGGAUUAUUUCUCUACACUGCCUUCCAUGAGCAAAUUUCGAGCCCAAAGGCAGAACCGGGAAGUGGAACGAAAGGCUCGUUUACACUUCGCCGAUUUCGUUGACAAACACAUCAAUGCCAAUAUACUGGAUGGUUCUGCUUCCGAGUUUAGCAAUAAGCUUGCCGGUUUAGUCGAUAGGUUGAAGAUACAUAUGCUGAGCUUUGCGGAAUCUCAGAACGGAACUCGGGCCUGA
Molecule: messenger RNA, 957 nt
Organism: Fusarium mangiferae
Lineage: Eukaryota; Fungi; Ascomycota; Sordariomycetes; Hypocreales; Nectriaceae
Exons: 2
Coding region: 1-957 (318 amino acids)
Source: RefSeq, a predicted model, not a curated record